This is a messenger RNA of Sesamum indicum (sesame), 804 nucleotides long. RefSeq names its product embryo-specific protein ATS3B. Gene Ontology annotation, molecular function: protein binding. Lineage: Eukaryota; Viridiplantae; Streptophyta; Magnoliopsida; Lamiales; Pedaliaceae. The record is from RefSeq and is a predicted model, not a curated record.
AAAUGAAAAAAGGAUAGCGACUUUUGAUUCUUGUUUGCUUUGAGACGUGGGCUAACUCCAAAUCUCUCUGUCACAACCAAACAAUUCUAACCGAUCAACAUCCAUACGAGGAACAUACAGCUCAAGUCGAUCACUGAAUCUUUAUAGCACCGUCUAGACUGCUUUUUUCCUUGCAAACUUCGCCAACACAGUUGUAAGAUUUUUCGGGAAUCAUGGGAGCCCUGUUUCUUCUGCUACUCUCUGCUUUCAUCUUCUCUUCUUCUGAAUCAAGAUCCAUAAUUCCACGCCCUCACCCUCUCUCAUCCCUCAAAAUCAACAAGACCCAGAAUGCAGGAACCUGUUCUUUCACAGUAAGCAUAAGGACCAGUUGCUCUUCCUCUCGCUACACGCGAGACCGUAUCAGUCUCUCCUUUGGCGAUGCCUAUGGAAAUCAGGUUUAUGCACCAAGAUUGGACAAUCCACGUUCAAGGACAUUUGAGCGAUGUUCCACUGAUACAUUUCAGAUAUACGGACCAUGCACAUACCAGAUAUGUUACUUGUACCUCUACAGAAGUGGUUACGAUGGAUGGAUACCGUACGAUGUGACAGUAUACGGAUACAAUUCGCAGCCCGUCACUUUCUACUACAAUGUAAUGAUACCUAGCGAUAUCUGGUAUGGAUUUAAUCACUGUUAUCAUCGCACAGCUACUUCAUUAGCCACGAAGUAAAGCAUUCUCUUGCUGUUUAUGACAUGCCACAACUGAAAUAAUGAGAAUAAACCUUGCGAAGAUGAUCAGUUCUUCUAGUUUUGUGUUCAGCUGUCCA